AUGGAUCUGGAAAGGACUAAGGCAAAUCAGGCCAAAGGUGAGAUUAACAAGAAUUACUUGGAGCAGUCUUUACAUCAACUGAAAUGUCACUUUAACUGGAAUUUAGUUAAGGAAAAAAGUAGCUUAGAAGAUUUAGAAAACAGAAUAAAAUGCCAAGUAAAAUUUUUUGCCUCUGAAUCUAAAGCCACCUUGUAUAAUCUCUUGGCCUAUAUAAAACAUCUCAGGGGUCAGACUGAAGCAGCCCUGGAAUGUCUACAACAAGCAGAAGACUCCAUCCAGCAAGAAAACACCGACCAAGCAGAGAUAAGGCGUGUGGUCACCUGGGGGAACUAUGCCUGGGUCUAUUAUCACAUGGGCAGAUUCCAGGAUGCUCAGGUUUACCUGGACAAGGUGGAAACUAUCUGCAAGAACUUUUUGGUGGAGUGUCCAGAGAUGGACAGUGAGCAAGGGUGGGCACUGCUUAAGUUUAGUAAGAUGCAUUAUGAAAGGGCUAAGGAGUGUUUUGAGAAGGCUCUGAAUGAGAAACCCAACAACCCAGAAUUUACCCUUGGUUUGGCAAUCACACUCUUUCAGCUGGAUGGUGGAAAAUUGACAAAUGCUAUCCCUCUCUUGAGGAAGGCCAUUGAGCUAAAUCCUAACAACCAGUAUGUGAAAGUUAUUCUGGCCUUGGAACUUCAGAGGGUGAAUGAAAAAACAGAAGCAAAAGAGUUAGUUGAAGAGGCCUUGACUCAAACCCCACGUCCAAUAGAAGUACUUUGUAAAGCUGGCAAAUUUUAUCACUAUAUGAAUAACCAGGACACAGCUCUUGAAUUACUUAGAGAAGCUUCUGAAUUGUCACCAGAAAAUGCUUACCUGCAACACCAGCUAGGACACUACUAUUGGGUAAAAGCCAACCAAAUAAAUAAAAGAGGAGCAAAUGAAGCCCACAGAAAUUUUGAAAACAUAGAGGAGCUGAGGAGACGUGCUAUAGCUCACAUGAAGAAAGCUAUCAUGCUCUUUGAGGACCUCACUGAUGCCUACUCAUAUAUUGGUCAAAUGUAUGUCCAGAUAGGAGAGUACGAGGAGGCAGAAAAGUACUUUCAGAGAGCCUUCAGCAAGACACUAACCCCUAAAGAGAAUCAACUGCUACAUCUGCGAUAUGGUAACUUCCAGCAGUAUCAGAGGACAUCUGAAAAAAAUGCCAUCUUCUAUUACUUAGAAGGCUUGAAGAUAAAUGAGGAAUCAAAUAUAAGGGAAAAACUGAAAGGGAAACUCAUAAAAAUAGCUGAGAGGCGAUUUUCCCAAAACCCGGACGAUUCUGUGCACUGGCUUAUCCUAGCUUACAUUCACAGGCUGAAUGGAGAAGAAGAAAAAGCCACUGCAUGCUACAAGAAGGGGAAAGGUGUCCUAUUAGAAAACACAUCUUAUGACUGGAGCACCCUUUUCUCCUAA
This is a messenger RNA of Choloepus didactylus (southern two-toed sloth), 1431 nucleotides long. Its product is annotated as interferon-induced protein with tetratricopeptide repeats 2-like. NCBI's taxonomy places the organism in Eukaryota, Metazoa, Chordata, Mammalia, Pilosa, Megalonychidae. Bases 1 to 1431 code for a protein of 476 amino acids. Gene Ontology annotation, cellular component: cytosol. The record is from RefSeq and is a predicted model, not a curated record. The transcript is spliced from 2 exons. Gene Ontology annotation, biological process: defense response to virus. Gene Ontology annotation, molecular function: protein binding.